AUGCCAAUCGAUCCAGCUACUUUUAAAUUCGACACUCCACAAUUUGAUCCAAGGUUCCCCAACCAAAACCAAUCAAAACAUUGUGCUCAAUCCUAUAUCGAUUAUCACAAAUGUGUCAAUGUUAAAGGUGAGGAUUUCGAACCUUGCCAAUUGUUUUUCAAAACUUUUACUAGUUUGUGUCCAUUGGAUUGGGUUGAGAAAUGGGAUGACCAAAGAGCUGCUGGUAAGUUUCCUGUCAAUAUGGAUGCUUAA
Messenger RNA from Lodderomyces parapsilosis, 252 nucleotides. RefSeq names its product cytochrome c oxidase subunit VIb. NCBI's taxonomy places the organism in Eukaryota, Fungi, Ascomycota, Pichiomycetes, Serinales, Debaryomycetaceae. Gene Ontology annotation, cellular component: respiratory chain complex IV; mitochondrion. Bases 1 to 252 code for a protein of 83 amino acids. The transcript has a single exon. The record is from RefSeq and is a predicted model, not a curated record.